UUUAUAUGGAAAACCUAAAAAUCUAAAACCUUUUUGGCUCUUGUUCUUCUUCUUCUAAAACCCCUCUUUUCUCUGCAACUGAAAUUCCACAGCCUCCCAAAUUUUCUCGCGAAUCAAACCAUGAAUUAAUCACAAACCCAACCAUUAAUUUUGGUAUUAUUUCAGAAAGGAGUAAAAUUUGGGGGUAAUUUUGUGUGUAAUCAUGGUGGAAGAGGAAGAGAAAUCAUCUACAGCGAACCCUAAAUUGAAAGAGCCUUCCUCAAAAGGAUCAAUGUGUGAAGAAUGUAAAGUGAAUCCGUGGAAAUAUAAAUGCCCAGGUUGUUUAAUUCGUUCAUGUAGUCUACCAUGUGUUCAAUCACACAAACAAAGAACUUCUUGUACUGGUAAAAGACCUCGUGAUGAAAUCAUUCCAUUGUCGCAAUUUGAUGAUAAUAUUCUCAUCUCUGAUUAUAGAUUCUUAGAAGAAGCUAAACGAGUAGCUGAAUCUGCAAAGAGAACGAGAAAAGCUGUAUUUGGUGAUUCUUUGGGGGAGGUUAAUAAGUUCCCGUAUAAGCUUAAGCAGCUUAGAGAAAAAGCGUGGAAAAGAAACAUAAAACUUGCAUUUCUUCCCAAUGGAAUGUCUAAGAGGGAAAAAAACAAGUCCGAAUACGAUCCAAGCAAGGCAUCCAUUUUUUGGACGAUUGAAUGGCGAUUUCAUUCAACUGAUGUGGUUAUAGUUGACAGCGGAGUAAAUGAAAAUACUAAACUCUGUUCAGUAAUUGAGGAGCAUCUGAAGCUUGGUCCUUGGAAUAAUAAGCUGAGGCCAUUCUGCGAGGAGCCAUUAGAUCGUCUCAAAUUCUUCAUUCGCAAAGAUGUAAAGCAUCGCAAGUCUCCAUAUCGCGAAUUGGACAUAAAAUCUUCAAUAUCCCAACAGUUAGCCCAUACAUUCAUUGUGGAGUAUCCUGUGAUUUACGUAUAUCUUCCUUCUGCCAGCGAUGAUUUAUGGGUCAUUAAAGAUGCAGCUCCUCCCGCUUACAAGUCGACUGAAACUAAUUCCCCGAUGCGUAAAUGUGUUACCUUUAAGGAAGAAGAACCGAAGGGAGAAGAGGACCCACGGAUAUUAGAUCCUUUAAAGUGUGUAAAUGCAGAAUCAAUGUUGAGAGGGGAAACAGAAGAUACUGAUGAAUUCUUCUUGUCCAAUAUUGAGGAUUUGGAACUCCCAGAAAAUUCCGGUUUUAAUUUCGAACAAGAUCUUAGAGAUGCUUACCCAGGGCUUAUUGGAGAAAUAAAUCCCGAUGACUUUCUUGAUCUUGAUGGUGAGUUUCUGCAAGGUUUUAGUGACUUUCUUGAUCUUGAUGGUGAGGUUCUGCAAGGUUUUAGUGACGAAGAAUUGGAAGAAGGUGAGAUUCCUGUGUGAUGCGAGUGCAGUUUUCAAGAGGGGUGUAUCUGUCGGAAAUCCUUUGUUAUUUUUUAUGUUGUACCAUAGAUGCACUAUCUAAGUUGAGUGUGCAUCUCCUCUAAAGUCGAAUGCCCUGGCAUAUAUUAUCUUCCUGUUAGUCAUUUCUUUCCUUUUAGUCACUUCUUUUUUGUGUCAGUAAGUGCCCAGUUGCAGGUUUGAUGUCAAAACUUCCCCUGAAGCUGAAAUAGCCUCUCAUAUGGAGCUAAAUCAGCUAUGAAAUUCAAACUAUAGCCAUUGAGUGAAAGAAAUUUAUCAUUUAUAUUAUAAACAUUACAAAAACACUAACUGAAA
This is a messenger RNA of Papaver somniferum (opium poppy), 1729 nucleotides long. RefSeq names its product box C/D snoRNA protein 1-like. Gene Ontology annotation, biological process: snoRNA localization; box C/D snoRNP assembly; maturation of LSU-rRNA from tricistronic rRNA transcript (SSU-rRNA, 5.8S rRNA, LSU-rRNA). The record is from RefSeq and is a predicted model, not a curated record. Lineage: Eukaryota; Viridiplantae; Streptophyta; Magnoliopsida; Ranunculales; Papaveraceae. The coding region runs from base 203 to 1396 and encodes 397 amino acids. The transcript has 4 exons. Gene Ontology annotation, cellular component: pre-snoRNP complex; nucleus.